AUGACUAUGGUGGCAGUCGGCUACAGCUCCCCGCCGGGCACAGAACGAAGUGAUGAUGUCGAUCGUGAGUCAAACGAACUGAUCCAAUGCGCCUGAGGGACUAAGAGUGCGUGCUGAUGAUGACAGAAGUAGCUCGGACCUAGCUUGGCUAGUAGAAAAGCCUAACCAAGCGGACGAUGUUAUUGAGUUAGUGGAAUUCAAAACCUCGGUAGGUCACUGUACCCCCAUUUUUACCAAGAAGUCAUCUUGGGGAAGUAUCCUGUUCAAACCCAGGGCAGCCGCGCAUAACUUCCCUCUUAUUGCACAUGAUUCCCUGAUCUUCUGUGCACACACUUACUUAGGGUGUCUUUUCAAUACCACGUUUCACCAGGCUUCCAGCUGAUGAUGAAACCGCACACUUCAUAUUUUUACCACUUCCUUCUAGCCUCCUGCGACUUGUUGGAGAAGUGUCAGGCCCGAGGAGAGACCCUCGAACCGUUCUUUGAGCUGACCAACUUUCAGGAGGCGUGUCGAGCUGUUAAUACAGCUGUUACCGAGACAAAGGUACUUCACCUUCCCAUCAUUUUGUUCGUUGUUGUCAGUAAAUCCUCUGGUCUGAAGUGAUGUUGAAACACCGCGUGUAACCUUUCAGAGCAGACCUCCAUGGGCGUCCAGUGUAUGUUGACAGGUUGCUCUCAGCAUAGAUUAGGACGUCAGUCUGAGACAGUGGCUUACCCAACUGACCCUGUGUCCCUAGUCGUCUUUUACCGGAGGCAGCGGAUUUCGCCGACGGAGGUGAACACCCGAGCUGUUAGUUUUUUCAACAGGACACCGUUCAAUUAGGUCGAUUCCCCAUCAGAGUGGGGAGGUGGUUUCAUGCGUAUCUCGCAUCAACAGUCCCACUUCGGCGCCUAUCAAGAUCGGGCGGACUGGACUGCCCUGGUGAGACAGCCGACAUCUUACUCGUCUCGACUUCAAUGCCGAGACAACGGCAAUCCCGGUAAGACGGGAUCUGCCAGCGUGUCCACAGGAGGCAGUUAGUGGAACUAGCCUUCAGCGAAGGCCAGCGAUGAAACUUACAGACUCGGGGGUCUAGCAAAUGGGCAGUCACGAACCGUGCAGGGGUAACACCUUCAAGUGUAGCCGGGAGUUAAUCUGGGAAAUCGGUUGCCCGUAGAAAAAAGUCACAAACUGAAGUGAUAUUGUGACAUGGAGCAUGUUGUCUGUCAAAAAAUAGGGCAUUACUGGCCGUUCGGCAGAAUUCAGCGACCUUUAAUAGCUGUCUCGGAGGCUUGAGCGGAAAGGCGCGAUUUCUCGCCCAACCGCAAAAACCAACUCAGUAAGGGCAUUCUUUCCUCCAAAGAACGGCCCGUUAACUCGUUAUUCUGGUUGAUGAUAGGAGCGCUAGCAUAGGUCGUUGAGCCUUUCCGCAGUUGUCUGACCCACAAUGGCAGGAUCAAAGGCGGUUUACUACACAAUUUAUUGGGCACCUAUCAGGACUGCGUUUACGUUGUAUUAUUAGAUUGCUAAUUGUCAGAGACCCUUAUACGUUUGUUACGUCGUCAAAAUCUAUGUCUGCAGACAUUUUUGCGCUUCCAAUCAAAAUAAGCAAAAACCAAAUGAAUGGAGUCCACGGCGUCAAAUGAUUCUGAAUUUCAUAUCUGGAACAGCAUCUUUCAGUGAACCAUCGCGCGGGCUGUCGUCUGACUCAGUUCGGUUCAGUUUGUUUGAGGCAACUUAAGGCGCGCACCUGCGAACUUGUUACAAGCAGCGGAAGUAUAUCAAAAUUUGAAAAAGGGAACAUCGAACAACCAUAAAGGAAAUACCAAAACUAUGCAGAUAAACUAAUUAUUUCAGCUGUUGGCACUGGCAGAUAUAUACACACAGAUAGGGGCAUUGUAAAGUAGUAAGUCUAAGCGUAGGUCUGCCACAGUGAAAGUAGUACGAUCUCAAUGGUCUUCAAGCGCCAUAGUGAGUCAGUGGGCAUGUGCGCAAAGUUAGAGACACUGAUAAGGCUUUACUUACAUAUAUACAGUAGUAAUAUUUUUUAAAACUCGUCAGUACUACACCGGUCUGGUGGCAUUGUGCGUACAGCUAACAACUCGUGUGACGAAGUUGCUGGAGAGGCCGCCAUCGUGCCAGGUCGCGUUAAAAACAUGGGAGAACGUUUUGAAGCAGUGGAUACAGACGGCUUCCGCAGUGCGGCCCUAACGCCCUUAACGACUAACUGAGUCCGGAUUCCGAGUUAGCGUCCACUGGAUCUCGAGUUGAGCAUGGUUGGUUAGCAGCGACGACAAUUAUGGCGGAACCACCCAUCCCUGUCUAACUUGUUUUCUUGGUUUUAUCCCGCUGAGUUUCCGACCAGUUGCUUUUGUGUUUUGGACUUUGUAGAUACCCCCAGAUGUCGCUCAAAUAUUUGACGAGUGUCCCAGCUCACUGCCUGCCGAAGCAACCUUCUACACCUCCAACGAGAACGUGAGUUUCUCCUGCCGCAGUAAACGGCAACUUUUGGUUUGCGCUGCGAGAAUAAAUAAGCACGACGGUUACAGGUCACUCCCGACGGCGGCUGCGGGGAGGUCGCAUUAGUACUGCACAUGUAGCUUUUUAUAUAUUCCUGACAGUAGGCUCGACUAUUUAGCUGUUUUGGGCAUGCCAACCCCUAAUGUGGAAAGGGUAUGCCUAGCUCACCCACCUGUUUCACUCACUGGAGUCGUCCUUCGAGCAUUCACUGUCCUGCCUCUUUCAAAUAAAAGACCGGUUAAAACCUGAUGAGCAAUGUGGAGUAGUGUAUCGCAUUCCGUGUCAAAAUUGUCCUUGUAACUACACAGGACAGACUGGGCGCAUGCUCGAAUCGCGCAUACACGAACAUAAGCUGGCUGUGCGACGAGGCGACGCAUUAUCACAAGUGGCCGCUCACACCUACGAAAUUGGUCACGAGUUUAACUUCGCAGCCACCAAAAUAGUCGCCCACGCCGGAAACAAAACAGGUCAAGAAUUAAUUGAAGCCCGGGCCUCGGAUGAGAACUCGGUCGAUCGAUUUAUCGAUCUGGCGCCGGCGUACGGAGCCCUGCGUAGUCACCUUCAGUCGUGCGCCGUCGGUCGAUGAUUAGCCUGCAUGCCUUAUAACUGUUGCUUGUUUUGCCGCUGCUGCUACCUCUGACGAUGGACUCCUGUACGAGUCUGAAUGCUCAGGACAAUAAACACAGUGUUCCGGUGCUCGACUCUUCUUCUUCCUCUUUUUCUUUCAAAUAAGGUCCCCUCAAGGACGCAACAUGCUCCGACCGCCACGAUUCCACCCGGUGGCAGUUCUUCGAAGACCGCCUCUAGCCCUCUAGCCAACCUGACGAUGCCGACCUUCUGGCGUCUGGUCGCUGCUCUCCGGGACUUCACCCUGAACGAAGGUGACGGUUGUCUGCCUCUACGCGGCGACCUGCCCGACAUGACCUCUGACUCCGGUCGGUAUUUGCGUCUCCUCUCGGUUUUUCGUGAACAUGCGGAGUGGGCGGUCUCUCGACUGGCUGCUCGUCUCUCUGACGUAUGUUCCUUGUUACCUCAUAUCUCACUCCUGUGA
This is a messenger RNA of Spirometra erinaceieuropaei, 3550 nucleotides long. The record is from the annotation of a GenBank genome assembly. NCBI's taxonomy places the organism in Eukaryota, Metazoa, Platyhelminthes, Cestoda, Diphyllobothriidea, Diphyllobothriidae.